GACAUGGCCACAUUAACCGUGCAGCCGAUGAACGAGGGCGUUUGUGAAUUCACGCAUUUUACUUUAUGAGUUCAAACAAAAUGUUGUGUUUAUUCAAAAUUAGUAUUUUGUACUUAACACUGUUUUUAUUUGUUUUGGCGCAAGAUCCCGUUGCUAAUUUACCACAGGGUCGUAUUGUCGGGAUAAAAGUUUACACUGAAGGAUCUCGUACACCUGUUGAGAUUUAUUUCGGUGUUCCUUAUGCAGUUGCGCCCGUUGGAAGAUAUAGAUUUUCAGCUCCUGAACGGCAUCCCGGGUGGAGACGUACUUUAUUUGCACAUCGCAUGCCACCACAUUGUCCCCACGAAGGAGACCCUGAAAGCGAGCAUUCCGCAGAAGAUUGCUUGUAUCUCAACAUUUGCACGCCGCGGCCCGCUGAUGGAUUUGCCCUGCCCGUUAUUGUGAUAUUCUACAGUGAAUCAUGGACACGAGGUGGACCGGUGUUACCCUGUCAAGAAUUAGCCAGUGAAGGUGUUGUGGUGGUGACGGUGGCAUAUCGUCUACAUAUAUUGGCGUUUUUUACGCUAAGACUAUUAUCAGCGCGCGGCAAUCUUGCGUUGCUAGAUCAAUAUCUAUCUCUUCUCUGGGUACGAGACAAUAUAGCAGCUUUUGGCGGCGAUCCUACAUCCAUUACUGUUCUAGGACACUCUGCAGGAGCCGAUAGCAUUUUGUACCACCUUGCAUCACCGCGAGCUAUUGGUUUAUUUCAACGAGCUGUGUUGAUGUCACCACAAUAUAUUUGGGAAAUCAUCGAUGAACAAAACGCAUCAAAUGCUAGUGAAGUAGAAAAAAUAUCACGUGAAAUAGCGAAUGCUUUGGGAUGCCAAAGUGAAAGUGAUUUAGAAAUUUUAAAUUGCAUGCGCAGUCGCCCAAUGCCGAAUAUACUGUCCGUGUAUAGGAAUGCACAUUGGAGUAAAGGAAUGCAACCUACAACUGAUGAGUACCUACCGCAGUCAGAACGAUAUUUACCUUCUACGCUGAUGACAGCAUUAUCGUCAAUGAAACCUCAGAUUUCGCAUAUCGAUCUACUUUUUGGCACAACGGAUCUUGAAAUUUUAAGUAAUAAUGAUAAAAAUUACGAAGAAUUGAUGAAGCUAAGCUCGUCAAAUAUAUCUGAUUAUACGAACGAAAAAGCAAUACCUAGGAUUUUAAGAAUGUUUUCUUUCCACGGGACCAGAGAAUUGCCAAUGCUUGUUCGAGCCAUACGUUGGGAAUAUUGGUCUGAAAAUAAAUAUAGAUCAAAUAAUGAGAAUAUAGACAGUGUAGAAAAUUUAGCCCGCAUAGAAUCUACGGCGAGAUGGGGUGUAGGUGGCGCAUUAUUAGCGGCAAGAUUGGCACGUCGAUAUUCAAAACUAUACGUGUAUCGUUAUUCACAACCGGCGGGUGUAGAUAUUCUCGGAAGACAAUUUAACUUUAGCGGUGCUGUACACGGAACGGAUUUAGUAUCAUUGCUAGGAAACGCAUUAAUGCUUCAAGUAGCACGCCGCGCCGCUACCAAUGAUGAAAAACGGCUAACAUCGCAGUUUCGUCAAUAUAUAAAAAAUUUCGCUAAAUAUGGGUCUCCUGGAAGUUCUUCAGAAUGGCAACAAUAUGGAGUUGGUGAUGCUCAAAUAUGUGAUAUUCGUGAUGAAUCCUCUCAUGCGAAUUCCUUCAGUGCUAGUAAAGAUGUAAAAUUUUGGCUACAGUAUUUACCGGAACUAGUCAAUCUUAUUUCAUCAUUUGAAGGCACAGAACAGCUUUCAUUGGAACGAGGUGAAAGCAGGCUACGUGGUGGUGUAUUUGCCAUGUGUGGAGUUUCGACCAUCCUACUUUUACUGUUGGCCGUAUGUGCGAUACUGUUACGGAGACAUCGUUCCGGUCGAUAUUCAGUGCCUGAUGAGUCUUUACACUAAUAAAUAGUCGUUACAGA
Molecule: messenger RNA, 1948 nt
Organism: Manduca sexta (tobacco hornworm)
Lineage: Eukaryota; Metazoa; Arthropoda; Insecta; Lepidoptera; Sphingidae
Product: carboxylesterase 4A
Exons: 11
Coding region: 66-1931 (621 amino acids)
Biological process (GO): modulation of chemical synaptic transmission; chemical synaptic transmission; synaptic vesicle endocytosis
Cellular component (GO): synapse; postsynaptic membrane; cell surface
Molecular function (GO): neurexin family protein binding; signaling receptor activity
Source: RefSeq, a predicted model, not a curated record